AUGACCACGCCUUUCUUCGCCGCAGCUGGGUACAAAGCACCAAUCACUGUGAACGGAGAUCCUCUACGAAUCGGACUACACCUAGUGCACCCACGUGACCCGAUGAAGCGACUGGUUGAGAUAGGGCCUAAUGGCGAGCCAAUCGAAACUGAUCUAUUCUCUUACUUCAACGCAUUUAUCGUGCCACCCACUCUGAUCGAUCCCAAGGAACCGGACUACACAUGGAAUUUCAAACUCGCACAAGUUGACCUGCAAAGGUUCCCACGGGUUAGCAAGGCAAAUGGUGGACACACAUCAGUCUGGACAUACCAGCCCGGCUCCUGUAACCUUCGAUUGCGGUGCAUUCGCCUUGGUGGCAAACCAGUUCCCGUUGAAGGCAAUUUGAAAUCAGUUCAGAACAAUUUAGGCUCUGCUGAUGGCACAUCUGACUCCGUUGGUGGAAAGUAUGGCUCCGGGAAAGGCAAACGAGGUUCCGUUGAAGAGAUCAAGUGGGCUGUCUCUCCCACCUACUGGCCCAGUGUUUUCUACAUCACCGUGAACGGCAAGGAACUCCAAGUACGCCGAAAAGUCCACAACGGCAAAGACCUCCCUUUGGACAUAACCCAACACCUCAAGGCAGGCGACAACUCUAUCCGUAUCGACCUGCUUCUAGGAAAAGACGAGUGCAAAGACAACCAGUAUCACUUCGGCGUGGAAAUCAUGGAAGUUACCGCCUUCGAAGACAUCCUCCACCUAGUGCAGCCCAUCCCUGCCGCAGAUGCUCGCGCAUCCAUCCAGAAGCGCCUCACCCCCAUCGCCAACGAUGACGAUCUAGCCGUCGUGACCGACAGCCUAACAAUCAACCUCGUUGAUCCCUUCAUGGCGCGAAUUUUCGAUGUCCCCGUCCGUUCCAAAAACUGCACCCACGCCGAAUGCUUCGACCGCGACACCUUUAUCCGAACCCGAAAAUCAGCCUCCGGCAGAGCUCCAAUGGUCGAUAGCUGGCGAUGCCCGGUCUGCAAAGCCGAUGCACGCCCCAAAUCCCUGGUUGUCGAUUACUUUCUGGCCGAGAUCCACGCAGAACUCGCUCGCACCAAUAGGCUGGACGGCGCGCAGGCCGUUCAGGUCAACGCUGAUGGAACCUGGGUGCUUAGGACUAAUACAGAUGACACCUCACCUGCCCCUCAGGGAGGUUCUCACUCAGGCCCAACGUCACAAAAGCGCAAGUCUGUCUCGGAUGAUGCUUUGGAGCCUGCCGCGACCCGUCCUAGGCUUGACUAUAAACCGGAUGUGAGCCAGCCUUUGGUUUCCCGUCACUACCACGAGGUUAUUGAAUUGGACUGA
Molecule: messenger RNA, 1323 nt
Organism: Penicillium soppii
Lineage: Eukaryota; Fungi; Ascomycota; Eurotiomycetes; Eurotiales; Aspergillaceae
Exons: 1
Coding region: 1-1323 (440 amino acids)
Biological process (GO): protein sumoylation
Molecular function (GO): SUMO ligase activity; zinc ion binding
Source: RefSeq, a predicted model, not a curated record